CACACAUCAUCAAUCGGUCUGUUUCCUAUAAAUAGAUUCCUCUUACAGCAACUACGACAUCAUCAGUUAUCCCUUCAAACUCUAUCUUCAUUUUCGGCAUUUCUUCAAGAAAGAAAUCAUUUGAAGAAACUUGUACGCAGUUAAUUCAUUUGAUUUCAGCCAUGGAAGUUGAUUUUUCUCUAGCCAUUUCAAUCGGGCUUGUUUUUAUCUCCUUUGUUCUUUCAAUCUUUCUUUUCCGGCGGAACAAGUCUGAUGAAGGCGUCAAACAGCUUCCACCGGGAAGCUUCGGCUGGCCGAUCAUCGGCGAAACAAUGGAAUUCUUAUUCGGUAAGCCGGAAGUCUUCGUCGGAGAAAGGAUGAAGAAAUACUCCCCGGACAUCUUCAAGACAAAGAUCCUCGGAGAAAAAACCGCCGUCAUCUGCGGCCCAAACGGACACAAAUUCCUCUUCUCCAACGAGCAAAAACUGUUCACCGCAUUCCGGCCACAUCCCAUGCAACACCUCUUCCGAUCAUACCAAUCCAAAUCCUCCUCCGCCCCCCCGCCUCCUCCUCCGCCGGAAUCAUCCGACCCGAGACCCAAAAGCGACGAAACUAAAGCCAUUCGCCAACCGGGUUUCUUAAAACCCGAAGCAUUAUCCAGAUUCCUGGGCAGAAUGGAUUCAACAUCAAACGAACUCCUGAAAGCCCACUGGGCCGGAAAGGAGGAAGUGAAAGCAUACCCAUUAGCCAAAAUCAUCACCCUAACACUGUCUUGCAGAUUCUUCUUGGGCGUCGAAAACCCAGAGAGGAUCGCCCAACUUGUGGACCAUUUCGAUGAUAUUACUUUGGGGAUGCAUUCGAUUAUGUUGAAUAUUCCGGGGACCAUUUUCUACAGAGCGAAUAAAGCGGCGGCGGCGAUUAGGAAAGUUUUGCUUGAAGUGAUUAAAGAGAAGAAAAUCGCCAUAUCUAAAGGUGCUCCCAUGCAUGACAUAUUGUCGCACAUGAUCGUGGUUACUGAUCCCACCGGAAAAUCCAUGCCGGAAGCUGAGAUCGCCGAUAAAAUCAUGGGAGUGAUUGUUGCUGGUUAUAGUACGGUGGCUACUACUAUAACUUUCCUCAUGAAAUAUGUUGGAGAAAAUCCAGAUAUUUAUGAAAAGAUCCGAGCAGAGCAAAUGGAAUUGGCCGCCUCUAAAAAGCCAGGAGAGUUGUUGGAAUGGGAAGACAUGCAGAAAAUGAAGUACUCUUGGAAUGUUAUUUGCGAGACAAUGAGACUUAAUCCACCUCUUCAAGGAACAUUCAGAGAAGUCUUGACUGAAUUCACUUAUGCUGGUUACACCGUUCCCAAAGGUUGGAAGGUAAGACAUAUAUAAUUUUACGCUAACGAGUAAAUUGUCACAUCUAUAACGUAACAAUAAAAAUAUAUUUAUAUUAAUUUCAAUUCAAUAUUACAGGUAUACUGGACAGUAAGCACGACUAAUACAAACCCAACAUAUUUCAAGAAUCCUGAGAAAUUCGAUCCAUCAAGAUACGACGAAGGCGAAGCCCCGGCACCGUACACAUACGUGCCAUUUGGAGGAGGACCAAGAAUGUGCCCAGGAAAAGAAUACGCGCGGCUAGCAAUACUUGCUUUUGUCCACAAUGUGGUAAAAAAUUAUAAGUGGGAGGUUUUGGAUCCAAACGAAAAGGUUACUGGUGAUAUGAUGCCAACCCCAGAAAAAGGACUCCCUCUUCGGCUGCAUGUUUUGUAAAUUACAAAUACUGAGGAAUAAAAGGUUCUUUCAGUGAAAUGGAUUUCUGCCCGAAGUCGUCGAACGCCGACGAAGUGACCGGAAUGAGAGGCUGGUGGAUAGGUUGACGUUAAGAUUGUAUUAUAUUAUUUUACCAUUUCGUAAUUUGUUUUAUGGCCAAUUCAUUUCAUCGAAUUUCAGUUUCUGUUUAGAAUUCAUUGCAUUAUCGCAGGUGUUGACAAUAAAAAAGUGGGACUAAACGACCCACGGUUUUUGUACCAAUAUAUUCUCGAUUCUCAAAAGCAAUAUUGCAUUUCCAUAGGCAUGUCUGUCUUAAUCAAAUCCAAUUAAU
This is a messenger RNA of Oldenlandia corymbosa var. corymbosa, 2058 nucleotides long. Lineage: Eukaryota; Viridiplantae; Streptophyta; Magnoliopsida; Gentianales; Rubiaceae. The record is from the annotation of a GenBank genome assembly.